AUUGUAAUUUACUCCGGAAAGGUUACCAUGUUGUUUGCGACAGCUUUUUUGUAGUUUUGAUUUGGCAAGAAGGUUGAUUGACAUGGGUACAUAUUUGACAGGGACACUACGAUCCAACAGAAAAAUGCCCCUUUCAAUCAAAAACGCAUAUGUGGGACCAAAUGAAAGUGUUUAUGUCAGACAGGGUGACAUUUUGGCCGCGGCUUACAAAGGAAGGGAGGGAAAAAGCCUGUAAGAAUGUUAAGUACAUUCAUGAAUGCCGAAAACUCCAACGGAAAGCCAAAAAUAGUACAUCAUUACAAUAUGAACAUGGGGGGAGUUGAUGGAGCUGACAUGUUAUUGCAUUUUUACAAUGAUAAUCGAAAGUCAACUAAAGUUCGGAAGAAACUUGCGUUUAAUAUCAUACACAGAAUGUGCAGUAAUGCAUAUAUUUUGUAUAAAAAAAAUACGUCAGACAUGCCAAUAAAACCCAGAUUGAGAUUUGUACAGGAGGUUAUAGAGGAGAUCAGUAGAGAACAUCAUGCUAAUAGAGGAAAGCCUGUUAGAGGGGUGAUUAGGAAUAGGAAUAUUGGGAUACAACCUAUUCAAGGUAACAAAGAAAAGGAUUGCAUCGUGUGUUCCGAUCGCUCAACAGGGCAACGACGACGAUCAAGAUCGCAAUGUAGAAGUUGCCGCAGAGGCCUACACUUUGCCUGUUCGGACAGGCAUGUUUGUCCAGAAGAAGAAGAAUAGUUUGGACUUGCGGCACUUAAUUAUGUUUUUAUUUUUUACCAAUGUUUGAUUUUAGCAAUCUGAGUAAAACAUAAAAGUACUUGUCAAUUCUACAAUGUAUCAUUACAAACUUUUUUUUUAUUAUUUCCCGACACUUAAUUUUAU
Molecule: messenger RNA, 876 nt
Organism: Saccostrea cuccullata (small rock oyster)
Lineage: Eukaryota; Metazoa; Mollusca; Bivalvia; Ostreida; Ostreidae
Product: piggyBac transposable element-derived protein 4-like
Exons: 2
Coding region: 238-732 (164 amino acids)
Source: RefSeq, a predicted model, not a curated record